CGGUGGGGCAAGUACAAACAGAUUGUUCUUUCAGGAGUGCUGGAACAGGUUGUGAACUGCAGGGACUCGUUGGCUCAGGAGUAUCUAAUGGAGUGCAUCAUUCAGGUUUUCCCAGAUGAGUUCCACCUUCAGACCCUGAACCCUUUCCUACGUUCCUGUGCUGAGCUCCAUCAACAUGUCAAUGUCAAGAACAUCAUCAUUGCCCUCAUUGACAGACUUGCUCUGUUUGCUCAUCGAGAAGAUGGCCCUGGUAUUCCAUCUGAGAUCAAACUGUUUGACAUCUUCUCUCAGCAAGUGGCUACUGUUAUUCAAUCUCGCCAGGACAUGCCAUCAGAGGACGUAGUCUCUUUGCAGGUCUCUCUCAUCAACUUGGCCAUUAAAUGCUACCCUGACCGUGUGGACUACGUAGAUAAGGUCCUGGAGAGCACUGUGGAGAUAUUCAACAAGCUCAACUUGGAACACAUAGCGACCAGCAGCGCAGUGUCAAAGGAACUAACCCGACUGUUGAAGAUCCCAGUGGAUACCUACAACAACAUCCUGACCGUGCUGCAGCUCAAGCACUUCCCACCACUCUUCGAGUACUUUGACUACGAGUCACGCAAGAGCAUGAGUUGCUAUGUGCUGAGCAACACACUGGACUACAACACCACCAUUCUGGAACAGGAACAGGUGGACGCCAUCUUGAGCUUGGUAUCCACACUGAUACAGGACCAGCCAGACCAACCAGCUGAUGACCCUGACCCUGAGGACUUUGCUGAGGAGCAGAGCCUUGUGGGUCGUUUCAUCCAUCUGCUCCACUCCGAAGAUCCGGAUCAACAGUAUCUUAUUCUGAACACAGCCCGGAAACACUUUGGUGCGGGUGGGAACCUAAGGAUUCGCUACACACUCCCUCCUCUGGUGUUCGCUGCCUACCAGCUGGCCUUCAGAUACAAGGAGAACUCCUCAUUGGAUGACAAGUGGGAAAAGAAGUGUCAGAAGAUCUUUUCCUUCGCCCACCAGACCAUCAGUGCACUUAUCAAGGCAGAGCUUGCUGAGCUGCCUCUUCGACUCUUCCUGCAGGGGGCGCUGGCUGCAGGCGAGAUUGGCUUUGAAAACCACGAGACUGUUGCUUAUGAGUUCAUGUCACAGGCCUUCUCUCUGUACGAGGAUGAGAUCAGUGACUCUAAAGCCCAGUUGGCAGCCAUCACACUGAUCAUUGGUACCUUUGAGCGAAUGCGAUGUUUCAGCGAGGAAAACCAUGAGCCGCUGAGGACUCAGUGUGCGCUGGCUGCCUCCAAGCUGCUGAAGAAGCCUGACCAGUGCCGAGCCGUCAGUAUCUGCGCCCAUCUCUUUUGGUCAGGUCGCAGCACUGAAAAAAAUGGUGAAGAGAUCCGUGAUGGUAAGCGGGUGAUGGAGUGUCUAAAGAAAGCCCUGAAGAUUGCCAACCAGUGUAUGGACCCAUCGCUGCAAGUCCAGCUUUUCAUUGAAAUCCUCAACAGAUACAUCUGCUUCUAUGAGAGAGAAAAUGAUGCGGUGACUGUCCAGGUAUUAAACCAGCUUAUCCAGAAGAUCAGAGAAGACCUUCCCAACCUGGAGGCGAGUGAGGAAACGGAGCAGAUCAACAAACACUUCCACAACACACUGGAGCAUCUUCGCCUGCAGAGAGAAUCCCCCGAGUCUGAGGGCCCCGCCUAUGAGGGCCUGGUUCUUUAAAACUCACGCAGGUUGGAAGGAUGUGAAGUCCAUCCAUAGAUGUUUCACUAUAUUAUAAAUAUACAAGAGCACACACUCACAAGAACUCACAAAAUCCCAUCCUUUAGGCCGGGAAUAAAAAUAAAUAUCAAGAAGAGCUAAAGUACUCAUUCCUUCAUUUUAUUAUUAUUAAUUUUUCUGCAUAAGUUCCUCUUCACCAUCCCUCACUUGCAGAACGGUUUUCUGCAACAGGUUGGAGAUGUUACAUUUUGAGAAGCGUGUGCCAGCAACACUGCACUUAGCUUUAACGUGCACUUCUGGCAAGUCGUAGGCACCAUUCCUUUAUGAAUUCCUGCUUGGAAAAUUUGUCUUUAACCUGUAUCAUUUGAUUGUCAAUAGAUUUACUAGCUGUUGUAGGUGUACCUGCUGAGUCAUCAACCCCUCACGUGUUCGCAUCUUUCCAUAUCGAGAAUGAAUGUAUUGGCGUGAGUGUAUAACGGCUACAGGAUCUAGUAUUGGUGUUACAGCUAUAUUGCAUACGAAUAACCCCUGAAUAACUCUGCUGUUCCUUGGGAUGGCUUUGUAGCCAUUUUUAAACUAGUUGGAACCAACGAAACUGAAGACCUGAUGUAUGGAAGCACAUGCAAACUAUGGCCCCACAGGAACAGUGCAAACAAUGUUGUUUCCAUUAAAAACUGAUGUUUUGGAACAGCGCUUCUUAUCAUCUGGUCGGUCAAUUCAGUUAAUAAUUGUGCAUUUUGCAUGAUCCAGUUCUUCUGCUGUCCCUGCUGGGCUGCAAAGAAAUACAAAUAAUCUUACAAAUCUAGGGAUUUAUAGGUGGGAAAAUUGUCAUAUUUUGACAAGAUCCUCUCAUGCUUAAGCAGUGUUUCUUCUUAAUAACAUCAGAUUUGUCUCUCAUCACUCUAUGGACUCCAUAUUUCAUGUAUUGUUGAUUUCUGGACUUCUCACCAAUGGAUUGACAACUGCAAAGAACUGCAGCAUGUGUUUGCAUGAUUUAGUGUGCUUGUACUAUAAGGCCUGGUUUUCAGUUAGUCUGUUGUGGGGGCUGCAGAGAUUUCUCAGGAUUGUAUGCUAGUUGACAAGUUGCCAUACUGAGCACCUACUGAUGUACACAUGUGCUGCAGCUUCUGACAGUGUCUGCUGAUUUUCUUAGCUAUUGUUGAUUUGUUGGAGAGGGAAUUGACCAUUUUCUCUCCCCUUUUUAAAUCUGUGUGAAAACCCUCUUGUAAAUCAGAUCCAGAAAAAAAAGCAAAUUAAAAAGCAAUUCUCAUUGUCAUUUGCUGAAAUAAAAUAACAAUUAACAAUA
This is a messenger RNA of Sander lucioperca (pikeperch), 2998 nucleotides long. It is a transcript of the gene vps35, whose product is annotated as VPS35 retromer complex component. The record is from RefSeq and is a predicted model, not a curated record. NCBI's taxonomy places the organism in Eukaryota, Metazoa, Chordata, Actinopteri, Perciformes, Percidae. The transcript has 12 exons. The coding region runs from base 88 to 1692 and encodes 534 amino acids. Gene Ontology annotation, biological process: intracellular protein transport; retrograde transport, endosome to Golgi. Gene Ontology annotation, cellular component: retromer, cargo-selective complex; late endosome; retromer complex.